Colius striatus (speckled mousebird) is the source of this 5046-nucleotide messenger RNA. RefSeq names its product CRK like proto-oncogene, adaptor protein (gene CRKL). The record is from RefSeq and is a predicted model, not a curated record. The transcript is spliced from 3 exons. Lineage: Eukaryota; Metazoa; Chordata; Aves; Coliiformes; Coliidae. Gene Ontology annotation, biological process: positive regulation of ERK1 and ERK2 cascade. Gene Ontology annotation, molecular function: protein binding. The coding region runs from base 524 to 1435 and encodes 303 amino acids.
CGCCCGGCGCCGCCGCCGCCAUUUUGGUGCUCGGCUCGGAGAGGGGAGGGAACCCGUAGGAGAAAGCGGGAGCUCGGCGUUUCUGCCCUCCUCGCCUGGCUCCGGCGCUGAGGCACCGUAGCAGCCUACCCCCGCCACCUUCCCGCGCCGCCCGCCCGUGUCAGCCGCCGCCGCGCCUCGCCCGCCGCUCAGCCGGGCCCGCCGCAGGCCGGAGAGGCGGGAAGGAUGCCCCGCACACCCCGCCGCUGAGCGACACCGGGGGCCCUGACCGCCGCGUCUGGCCGGCCCCACCCCAGCCGCUCCUCGGUCCUUCGCCUCCCGAGGCACAGAGCUUUUCCUUCUCCCCGAGCUCCCCUUUCCCUGCGGUUCCUCGCUCUCGGGCUGGGCAGCAGCCGCUUUCCGCUCGUCCCCUACUCGCGCCGCCUCACGGGCCUCCUUGCCCAGGCCUUCCCUCUCCGGGUCUGCUCCUCCGCCCGGGUCCUCGGGCUCUUCCCCCUCCCUUCUCCUCUCCCCGCCCGGAGCCAUGUCCUCCGCCGCCCGUUUCGAUUCGUCGGACCGCUCCAGCUGGUACGUGGGCCCGGUGUCCCGGGCGGAGGCGCAGACGCGGCUGCAGGGGCAGCGGCACGGCAUGUUCCUGGUGCGGGACUCCUCCACCUGCCCGGGGGACUACGUGCUCUCCGUGUCCGAGAACUCCCGCGUUUCCCACUACAUCAUCAACUCCUUGCCCAACCGCCGCUUUAAGAUCGGCGACCAGGAGUUCGAGCACCUGCCCGCGCUGCUGGAGUUCUACAAGAUCCACUACCUGGACACCACGACCCUCAUCGAGCCCGCGCCCAGGUAUCCAAGUCCACCAAUGGGAUCUGGAUCUGCCCCUGCUAUGUCUGCUGCAGAAGAGAAUGUGGAGUAUGUUCGGACUCUCUAUGACUUUCCUGGCAAUGAUGCUGAGGAUCUUCCGUUUAAAAAGGGUGAGAUACUGGUAAUUGUAGAGAAGCCAGAAGAACAGUGGUGGAGUGCCAGAAACAAGGAUGGUCGGAUUGGGAUGAUUCCUGUUCCUUACGUAGAAAAGCUAGUCAGAUCUUCUCUUGGGAAGCACGGAAUCAGGAAUUCCAACAGUUACGGUAUCCCAGAACCUGCCCAUGCUUAUGCUCAGCCUCAGACCGCAAGCCCCCUUCCCUCAGUAUCCAGUACACCUGGAGCAGUGAUCAAUCCUCUGCCAUCAACACAGAAUGGACCAGUCUAUGCCAAAGCUAUCCAAAAGAGAGUACCCUGUGCUUAUGACAAGACUGCACUGGCAUUAGAGGUGGGAGACAUUGUGAAGGUUACAAGGAUGAACAUAAACGGUCAGUGGGAAGGAGAAGUCAACGGCCGAAAAGGGCUUUUCCCCUUCACACACGUCAAAAUCUUUGACCCCCAGAACCCCGAAGAGAGCGAGUGACCCCCUGCCCCACUCCCACUGCUGCUUCCUGCCCUGGCUGUCGGUGGCAUUGUUUGAGGUGGGAUGGUGACUGAUGGCACGUUGCUAGCAUUGCCCAUUGUCCAGCUUGCUGCAGUUUGACGGUUCUUUUCGUAUACCUUGGAGUACAUACAACUGAAGGCACUGCCUGACCAUACCUUAGUUGCAUCAUCCAGAACUUAGUUUCACUUUUGAAACUAUUGGGCCUUAAGCUGGAGAAGACUGAACCAACGUGUAGCAGAGAAGCAUGGGAAGAAAAACCUUUCCCAUUGAGACUUCCGUGGACUUUUUCUGGCUUGCUCAGUAGGAAGAGCCCUCAUUUUAGAUCAAACAUGCAACUUGUGCAUUACUGUCCAACAAAAAGCAACAACAAAAAUGCAAUUUUAGGACUGAAGAAGACUUAGUUUUAAGAGAACCUGCCCUAAGGUAGUACAUUUUAAAUGAUGGUCUCUUUAAAGGACAAACAUCGAAGCUUAUGUAUUCUAAGCAGUUGUGUUAGAAACUGCUCUUUUCUGUUAACUCUUAAGCUUGUUGUUGACCUUCCUGAAACAGUGUGUUAAAUGCAAAUAAUCAUGGAUUGAUCUGCAUUGAAGCUGAGGCAUUUAUUUAUGAGGAAGCUUAGGAGGGAGUGAUACCUGUAUCCCGGUUUUGAUACGCUUAACAUAUUUGUUGAUUUUUGCAAGCACUAACUGUAGACAGCGAGCUUUAAAGGGAAACACUUUGGCCUGGUCUACACACAGCUCUUCUGCAGUGUUGAAAGUGUGGUUUCACUAGUAGAGAAGUGCUUGUCACAGAGCUGUUACUUGCUAGACAGACUGAUCAGAUUGCCAUGGCAUGGGGAGGCAGUAAAGGAGUGGGACAGAAAAGCUUAGUAAAUAGUGAUAAAGAUCCUCUUAUUUAAACAUACACCUUUUAUACCCAUUUCUCUGCAGGCUCCCUUACUCUCCAAAGUUUCCUAGCUGUGCCAGCCCCAGCUUGCUGAAAGCUCCUUUCCAAACACAGUACCUGUUUUCCAGGAUAUCUCCAUGGUGCUUGUUUUCCAGAGCUGCUUUCAUCUUUUUCCUUCUCCUUUCUUUUCCUUGCUUGCAUCCUAAGUCCUCUGCACACUACUUUUCUUUCACCCUUCUGAUUGAGCUGGCUCUGGUUUAUAUAUGCCCUGGAUCCACCCUCUUCCCAGCAGCCUCUAGGAUGUGGUUAAUUGGAGUCAGCUGCCUGGGUUCCCCACCUGAGAAAUCAGUGCUGAGGCUGGAGGAGGCCACAAAGGUGUCUGUGAUGAGUAGAGCAUCUCCCCUUUCCUGUGCAUGAGCUCUGCUGCCAUGGUCCUGCUUGCAGUAGGGAACCACGGGGCUGCAGCUGGCACCCACACGCCAUGCCGGAGAGUCCUGAGCCAUAGCGCGGGACAUGGCAGCUUGGGCAGGCUGGUGUCCUGUAGGGCUUUGUAGAUGGACUGGAAGGUGCUUGUCAAAAGAAUGGAACGCUGAAUUAACAGAAUCCACGUCUGCAAAGGUGACACCUGCACCCCUCUGCAGCCAGCACGGGUGAAGACAAGCCUGUUGUGAAAGCUGAUGGGACCCAGCAGCCUCAGGCCUCAGCUGCAGCAGAAACGUCAGACAAGGCACAAUCCCACCCCUCCUUACAAAUGUCACAUCACAUAAACGUUGUUGUCUCAAGUUCCAGCAUGUUUCCUUGUUGAUUUGUGUUGCUUGACCCUAAUAAAAGCACGUUGGUCUUAGCUGAUGUGAAAGUGCCAUGAGGUCCUUAAUUGGAAGGCACUGAAGAAAUGCAAAAGUGGUAUUUGCAACAAGACAUCCGAAAUGUCUCUGUUCCUCUGUGAGCUAUUUCCUGUAGUAUUGAUCAAGUGUCUGACAGUCUAGAAGUUCUUGUUGAGCAUUGUACUACCAAAUUAACUGUGAAGUAGAGUAGCAUUGACUGAAGUGUUUGGUGCUGUAAAUCUCGACAAUAGGCAUUGACGUUUUGUCUUGCAAAGAAAAGCUAUGCAGCUCUCAACUACAGAAGGUGAUGCUUUUUCUGUGCCCCAGCUACACCCAAAAGUUUACUACAUAGAUUGUACUACUGAAAGUCAUCUUUUGCAUACAGAAACUGCACUAAACUCAGUCUGCUGCAGAGAAAUCUUAUUUCAGCCCUGACCUAGUUACAGGCAGCUCUUCAGAAGACUGAUUACAGGAUUGGGCCUUUGUGUGGUGAAUAAAUACUGUGAGAUUUGAGCUCUUGAACGCAGCUUUUAACCUGGAGGUUUUUUUUCACUGAAAUAAAGGUCUUGACUCCUCCCCUCACUGAGUAAGGGUCACGCUUUGAACACAGGCAUUGCUUUAGGUUUCACUGUCUUCUGAUACUGCAGAAAAGCAAAACUGUUUACUUUCAAAACUAUGCAAAACUUGUGUGUGGUGGCAUCUGAUGCAGAGACAAGAGCUCUGGGGUCUGCGGGGCAGGGCAGGGAGGAGCAGCACGGCUGGCGCUGAGCCGUGGUGCCCGUGGAGCGGCUCUGCCCCUGCACCUGGCAGCGUCUCCACAGACAGGCUGCAUUGCCACCAGUGCUCCUCUGAGGGGCUGUGGGUUCUCAGCCGCUUGUUGCGUGCUGACACGGGCCGUCCUCGCUCCGUGACGCCUGUCAGUGGUCCCCUGUGCGUGUGAACGUCCCCGGGCGCGGGAGGGGCAGCUACCGGCACGAGAGCCACGACAGCCGCUGCCGUCACUGCACCAGCCGGUUGUUGUGGCUGGUGGGGUGACCUGGUGCCACAGCAGCCAACCACCAGCACACACACACUGCUCUCCUCCCUCCUCUUACGUUGACGUGUAUAGAGACACUGAAGCCUCCGACCAGCCUGAAAGUUCGAGGGAAAACUGUUAAUCAGUGUCCAUCACUGGCUGAGCGCUAAUUGAAACCAUGAUUGUUUACAAAUUGGGAAGAUACAAACAAAAGGGAAUGUCCUGCUGGGGCUGAGGCUCCGAGGGGCCAAGUGUUAUUUUUGUGAAGGGAAAGCAGCCUCCUUUGUGCCAUUUCACGUGCCUGUAAAGGGAUUUUUUUAAUACUGUAUUAACAUCCUGGGAAUGAGUGGGCUGCCUUUGUUUUCUAGUCCAGUUUUCAAGCCUUUUCCGCCAUACCUGCAUCUGAAAGUGAGACCUGCCUAAAAGACUGCCUUUUGGGACCAGUGACAGCAUUCUUGUAGAGUUGUCAUUUUUUGUUUACUCAUGUUGAAGUAGAGUGUGUUUUGGGACAAGGACCCGGUUACUGCAGUGGGAAAGGUGGCCUUGUAUUUGAGACAGUCUUCACUGUGUAAACUUUUAAAACACAAUAUGUAAUUUAAAGACCAUGAUCUUCAGGCAAUAAUAUUAAGUGUAAGCUUCUAAAGUUUAUUUUGGGGAUCAUAGCGUGUUUUAUUUUUUGUGCUAUGAGAUUAACAGUAUUAAAUGAAUUAUAUUCUUAGAACAUACGGAGUGUCUUUUCUUAAGAUUAGUGCCUUUUUAAUUUCUUGCUCCACUUAUUUCAUAGAACUGGUCCCAACAUCAAGCCACUGUUUUUUUUUUCCCCAGUGCCCUGUUUGUACAGUCUAAAUAAAACUUGCCUCAACUUA